UGGUGCUGAAGGACCCCACCGAGGAGAGCUGCGUGGAGUUCAGCUACCCCGAGCUGCUGCUGCUGUGCGGGGAGCCGCGGGAUGAAUUAUUUCCCACUCUCUUCUCUCAGAAGAAACCUAUCCACUCAGAAGAUCCAUUUAAUGAUGAACUCCGUGAGCGGUAUGAAGUAGAAAUGCUGGCCAAGAAAUGUGAGGCAAAAUAUGGUGGAAAGUCUCACAAACAUCGAAAAGAUCGUUUGCAAGAUCUGAUUGAUAUAGGUUAUGGCUAUGAUGAAACAGACCCUUUCAUCGAUAACUCUGAAGCUUAUGAUGAAUUGGUUCCUGCAUCUCUGACAACCAAAUAUGGAGGAUUUUACAUAAACACGGGAACAUUGCAAUUUCGCCAAGCAUCUGAUUCAGAAAAUGAAGACUUUGCAGAGGACAAAAAACAUAGGCCACCUAAAGAAACGAAACUAAAAGGAGGAGAGGAUCGUGGAAUUAAGAAGCGCAAGCGGAAAGAGGAUGGGACAGAGAAGGAGAAAAAGCCUCGGAAAAUGAAAGUUCCUAAGCAGCUGGGAGUAAUGGCUUUAAAUUCACACAAAUCUGAAAAGAAGAAGAAGAAAUUAUACAAGGACUCACUCUCUCUGGCAGCCAUGAUCCGGAAGUUCCAAAAGGAGAAGGAAACACUGAGGAAGAAAGAAUCCAAUCCAGAACCCCCAAUGACUAUUGCCACCUCCACCCCUAGUAAAAUCCCUUCCUCCUCUGCUACCACAGGAAAUGAUGUUUCUGACUUAAACCUCAGGGUGACCGAUCCUGUCCUCCCCAUUUUUGGUAGCACAAAUGAGCAUGAGUUCCUGCAGGAAACCGAAAGUGCCCUGGAGUUUUUGGGAGAUAUUGACUUUGACAAGCUGCUUGAUGGCACCUCUAAUGGCAGCCCAGGGUCUGAGCCAUCGGGAGAGAAUGGAAGUGCCACUCAGCCAACCAACACUUCUCAGGUCACGACACCAAAGCAGGUGCCUGCACUCCCAGAAGGUCUGCCUGUACUUCUUGAAAAGCGUGUUGGAGACCUACGAAUAGCUGCCAAGCUGUUUGAUGAAGAAGGUAGGAAGAAAUUCUUCACACAGGAUAUGAACAAUAUUCUGCUGGAUAUUGAGCUGCAGUUACAGGAGAUAAGUCCUGUCAUCCGCCACAGCGUGUACUCUCAUCUUGAGGCUUUUGUGCCAUGCAAUAAAGACACACUGAUAAAGCGUCUGAAGAAAUUACACCUCAAUGUUCAGGAUGACCGUUUGCGGGAACCGCUGCAAAAGCUGAGACUGGCUGUCAGUAACGUCAUGCCUGAACAAUUAUUCAAGUAUCAGGAAGACUGUCAGGCUCGCAACCAAGCUAAGAAUGCAAAAUUGCAAGCAGAAGAUGAACGAGAAAAAAAUGGGUCUGAGGAAGAUGAUGAUGAGAAGCCAGGCAAGAGGAUUGUUGGGCCAAGAAAGAAAUUCCGCUGGGAUGAUACAGUGAGGGCUUUGCUGUGUAACCUUGUCAAGAUAAAGCUGGGAUGCUAUGACCUAGAGCCAAAUAGAAGUCAGUCUCCAGAGGAUUAUCUCAAGACCUUUAUGGAGACGGAGGUGAAACCACUCUGGCCUAAAGGCUGGAUGCAGGCUAGGAUGCUCUUUAAAGAAAGUCGAAGUGUUCACAAUCAUCUCACUUCUGCUCCGGCAAAGAAGAAGGUGAUUCUAGCACCUAAGCCCAAAGUAAAGGACUCCAGUCCAAAGAAAGAGCAGAAACCCUGUACUACUUUGGUGACUUCAGCUUGUGUUACUACACUGAGUUCCAGCACACCUAUAAGUACACUCGCUAGCUCUAUCAGUACGCCAGCUCCAGAGACCAUCUGUCUGGAUGACUCACUGGAUGAAGACCUCUCUUUUCACCCACCCUCUUUGGAUUCUAUAUCUGAUGCUUUGGCAGUUAUCAACAAUGGAGCCAAGAUCUCUCCAGUGGUGUCCACUAUAGACCCACCAGCCUCAAGACCUCGCCCUGGGCUAAGAGAAGAGAAGCUAGCAAGUAUCAUGAGUAAGUUGCCUCUAGCAACUUCAAAGAAGGUAGAACCAGCCCAAACUCAACAUUCAUCAAGUCUUAUUGCUGGUCACACAGGACCAGUACCAAAGAAACCCCAGGACUUGGUUCACACAGGCAUCUCUUCUGGCCUUAUUGCUGGUUCUUCAAUUCAAAAUCCCAAGGUUUCCUUAGAACCUUUGCCAGCCAAGCUACUUCAGCAAGGACUACAGAGGUCAAGCCAGAUCCAAGCUGCUUCCUCUACGCAGACCCAUAUUUCUUCCUCCUCCAAGGGCCAAGCAGCUACUUCGUCCUCCUCUCAGAGGUGCAAGGAUGCUCCUCUCCUGGUAUCAUCUUCAGAAGGCCAAGGUGGUUCUUCAACAUUACAAGUGGGAAAGGUGCACCAGCAUUCAGCUGUCCAACAGAAAUACGUGUCUCCUCUACAAGCAACUAUUAGUAAGUCACAGACCAAUCCAGUGGUGAAACUGAGUAGUAAUCCCAAGCUCUCCUGUUCAUCUCCAGUCAUCAAGAGUCCAGAUAAAACAGUAGUGUAUCGCCUUCCUUUGUCUAACCCAUCAUCUGGAAGUGGUUCUCAAGUAUCCCACCCACUAGUUUCUCGGACAGCAUCCAGCUCCUCUACCUCUAGUAACUGUUUUGCAAAGGCUAUGGUGUCACAGGUUUCUUCCCACGGUUUCAAGCCUCCCUUUUCCAUGGCUGCCUCCCCUAAACCUGCUGCCUCUCCCAAGCCCACUGCAUCCAAACCCUCUGUGACACCCAAGCCCACAGCAUCACAUAAAUUUCCAUCUAAAUCAACCUCAUCCUCCAGGCCCACAACAUCACCCACUUCUUCCAGUUCAAGUGCAUUAGCCCCCCAGAGUAGUCACUCCAGCAACAACCCCCUUCAUAAACAGCCCAGUGGAGUUAAUAUCAGCAGGCAGUCUCCCACAAUGAAUUUGCUGCCCUCUAGUCGCACUGCAGGCCUUCAGUCUGCAAAGAACACUCAGGCUUCUUCAAAGUUGUCCAACUCUUCUUCCUCUGGGACUAUUGGCAAAAAUAACUUGAGUGGAGUUGGAAUGAAUGUACCUGCCAGCAGGGGCAGUAACCCUAAUUCAAGUGGAGCAAGUAGGACUAGUCUCUCUGGGGGAACAGGAAGUGGAACACAGGGUGCUACUAAACAGUUGUCAACUCCACACAGACCGUCUUCUGCCUCAGGGUCUCCAGUUGUAGCAGCCAGCGUGCAGUCAACAGGAGGAGCAUCAUUACUGGCAAAUGCCUCACCUCUGACUCUUAUGACAUCACCGCUGUCUGUAACCAAUCAGAAUGUGACGUCUGCACCCUUGACUCCUUUUGGGAUGCUGGGUGGCCUUGUUCCUGUGACCGUGCCCUUCCAAUUUCCCUUGGAGCUGCUUGGCUUUGGAACGGACACAGCUGGAGUAACAACCACCUCGGGAUCUACCUCAGCGGUUUUCCACCACAGCCUAACUCAGAAUUUGCUGAAGGGUUUACAGCCAGGUGCUCAGCAUGCAGCAACGCUAUCUCAUUCACCUCUGCCUGCUCACUUGCAGCAAGCUUACACAGAUGGAGGCCAAAGUAAAGGGGACACUAAGUUACAGCGGAAAACCCAGUGAUUUCUGGAUGAGCAAGGGAGCAUGAAGCAGUUCUGAUUGGCUGAUGGAAUCUGCCCAGUUGGGAAAAUGCUUACAUGGUCACAGGGCUGCUGUUUCUGUCAAUGUUUACAUACUCUGAUCCCAAGCACUGUGGUGAGAGGAAAGAAGAAAAAGAAAAUACUUGAUCAAAUUGAGGAGGAAAAGGAGGAAAUGCUUUCAUGUAGAUUGGUCAUAGUUUGAGCUUACCUAAAGAAACUCAGCCUUUCAAAAUCCAUUCUGACUGGCAAGUUUCAGUUGUCAAACCCACAGUGGCACAUCAUUAUGCAUUACCCAGAACAUUUAUUAAGGCUGAAGCAUGAAGGAAGAUGGAGAAAUU
Molecule: messenger RNA, 4005 nt
Organism: Pelodiscus sinensis (Chinese soft-shelled turtle)
Lineage: Eukaryota; Metazoa; Chordata; Testudines; Trionychidae
Gene: UBN2
Product: ubinuclein 2
Biological process (GO): chromatin organization
Cellular component (GO): nucleus
Source: RefSeq, a predicted model, not a curated record